UCCCGAAUGAAAGGAGACAUGUGCCUCUGCUACUCACCCGCUUGCGUUCCCAAACCCUAAACCCCCUUUCCCUUCCACCCUCCCACGAUAUAUGCGCUCCAUGUUGAGGUCUAUCCUUCCCUUCCACAUCUCUUCUCCUCCGCCUCCUUCCCAUCACCACCUUCUUCUCAAACCCUCCCCACCUCUCCUCCUCCCUUCGUUUCGCACGUUCCACUCCCCCAAAUCGUUGGCCAAAUCACCUUUCGUCCGCCUCCCAAAACCUGCCACCCAUUUCACCUCCUUCAGACCCUAUUGUAGAACGCCCCCCGGAGAUCAUGAGUCCGAUAUGCAAUCGCGCCCUUGCUGCGGCGAGAUCCAUGUGAUCGUCGGCCCGAUGUUCGCCGGAAAGACCACCACUCUCCUCCGUCGAAUCCAAGCCGAAAGGAAUAACGGAAGAUCUGUGGCCAUAAUUAAAUCCGACAAGGACACAAGGUAUGGGGUGGAUGCAAUUGUGACACACGAUGGUACGAGAAUGCCAUGCAUGGCUCUGCCAGCGCUUUCUAUGUUCCGAGAAAGACUAGGAGCCGAAGCAUAUGAUAAGUUGGAUGUGAUAGGGAUUGAUGAAGCCCAGUUCUUUGAAGAUCUUUAUGAUUUUUGCUGCAAUGCAGCUGAUCGUGAUAGGAAGACUGUUAUUGUUGCAGGCUUGGAUGGUGACUACCUAAGAAGGAGAUUUGGCUCGGUGCUUGACAUCAUUCCGCUAGCUAAUUCAGUUACCAAGCUUACCGCAAGGUGUGAGUUGUGUGGUGGACGUGCAUUCUUUACCUUGAGGAAAACAAAGGAAAAACAAACAGAACUAAUUGGUGGAGCUGAUGUUUAUAUGCCUGUAUGUAGACAGCACUACAUAGAUGGACAGAUUGUUUGGGAAGCCACAAGGAUUGUGUUGGAUAUGGAACGUCCCGUGGUAGUUUAGACUAUGAAGUUGAUGCCAUUUGAGCGUUUCAUGUACCUCGAUUCACAUAUUUGUAUGUCGUAUCGGCUUGUUGCUCUGCUUUUUCCCCAAGAUGUCUGUGUAAUUAUAUUACUGAACAUGUGCAUGGGUUGUAAUGGAUGUUGAUUCCAUGGGUUAAAAUCGGAUGGAAUAAUCAAACUGAUAGCCUGGAAACAA
Molecule: messenger RNA, 1144 nt
Organism: Musa acuminata AAA Group (dessert banana)
Lineage: Eukaryota; Viridiplantae; Streptophyta; Magnoliopsida; Zingiberales; Musaceae
Product: thymidine kinase-like
Exons: 4
Coding region: 92-949 (285 amino acids)
Biological process (GO): thymidine metabolic process
Molecular function (GO): thymidine kinase activity; ATP binding
Source: RefSeq, a predicted model, not a curated record